AUGAUGGGCGUGAGUGUCCGUGGGUGUCCGUGGGUGUCAGUUGGCAAGUGGAUGCAGAAGGGGAGGUCUGGACAGUCUCGUGCCGAACCGAGGGCUGUCCUUGCCCCUGACGCCGUCCAGCCAAUGGCAGCCCGUGCCUGUGACUCGGCGGCCAAAAGCCUCGUCAGCGUCGUGGCACGAGCAUGGCCUUGCUUCGUCCGUCUGCCAUUUCUAGAUUGCCAUGGACAUGGCUGUGGCGUUCUAGCUCCCACACUAUUUCCAGCGCCUCCCGACGCCAUCGGGAAUACCACCAUAACAAGGAGCCUCGUCGGCACCUUGGUCGUACAGCCCCAUCGCCUUCCUUCCCGCAAUCCAUCCGUCCCCACAGCCCGGCAUAAGAAACGUUGA
Messenger RNA from Bipolaris maydis ATCC 48331, 387 nucleotides. NCBI's taxonomy places the organism in Eukaryota, Fungi, Ascomycota, Dothideomycetes, Pleosporales, Pleosporaceae. The record is from RefSeq and is a predicted model, not a curated record.